Psammomys obesus (fat sand rat) is the source of this 3536-nucleotide messenger RNA. RefSeq names its product La ribonucleoprotein 1B (gene Larp1b). Gene Ontology annotation, biological process: mRNA stabilization; positive regulation of translation. Gene Ontology annotation, molecular function: RNA cap binding. Gene Ontology annotation, cellular component: cytosol; cytoplasmic stress granule. NCBI's taxonomy places the organism in Eukaryota, Metazoa, Chordata, Mammalia, Rodentia, Muridae. The record is from RefSeq and is a predicted model, not a curated record.
GAGAGAGGGGCGGCCGGGCUCCCUGGACCCGGACGCCCCCCGGCUGGGCAGGUGACUGGGGCCAGGGGCCGGCCAUGUCCGCUCGCGCCCCGGUGCCCGCCGCUGGCCCCCGGGAGGACCCGCCCGCCGUGGCCGGCGACCGGGACGCGCUGUUGGCAGCGGCGAGCCGGCGGGCGGAGCAGCCGGCGCCCGGCGAGCGGGAGGGCAAGGAGGCGAGGGAGGAGCGGGCCGCGGCCGCCACCAGCGCGGGGGCGCGGGGAGAGCCGUCGCCGGCGCUCGUGCUGGGACACAGCGUGCCGCAAGCGGCCGUGCCCGUGAGGCCGCUGGCGCUGCACCUGGCGCACAAGGCGCGCGCGCCCGGGGGUCCCUUCGGCGGGGAGGCUCCGCUGCCGCCGCCACCACCGCCGCCGCCGCCACCUCCGCCGGCGCCGCGGGACCCACCGGAGGACGCCCGCGAGGACGCAGCGGCCGCCGGCCCCGAGGACAAGCCGCCGCCGCCGCCGCCGCCGCCGCCGCCAAAGGGGAACCCGUGGACCAAGAAGCCGCCGCAGCACCUGUCCCCCGUGGGCACCGGCGCGCCGCCGCCCGCUCAGGACGUCCCGGAGGCCGAGCUCAGUUCCCCAAAAAUUAUAAAAGCGGGAAAACUCAAGACAAAGAAAUCCAACAAGGCUAGUGACUUCAGUGAUAUGGCAAACUGGCCAACACCAGGUGAACUGGUGAACACAGGGUCUCAGAAUGUUAUCAGCCAAGGAAAUAAGAAGCCACAAAUCAGAAAAGAAAAAGAAGAGAAGAUUGAAAAAAGAAGCAACAGUGAGAGCAAAGAGAACCGGGAAGCAAAACUAGAUGGUCCUAUUGAGAAUGUUAGCGAGGAUGAGGCUCAGUCAAGCAGCCAGCGGAAGAGAGCUAAUAAGCACAAAUGGGUACCACUCCACUUAGAUGAUGUGAGACCAGACAGCCAGGAAAGACCUGGGUCCCGGAACAGCUCUAGAUGUCAACCUGAAGCAAAUAAACCAGCUCACAGUAAUAGGAAAAGUGAUUCACGAAGUUGGAGACGGGAUAGAGAAAAGAGAGAUGAUCAAGAUGAAGUAUCCAGUGUGAGAAGUGAGGGUGGUACCAUCCGAGGUUCCGCUAGAGGCCGGGGAAGAGGCCGUGGCCGGGGAAGAGGCCGAGGUCGAGGAAACCCUAGAUUGAACUUUGAUUAUUCAUAUGGUUAUCGAGAGCCAGGGGAAAGGACUGAUCAGCCGUUUCCCACAGAACUUAACACCAGCAUGAUGUAUUACUAUGAUGAUGGCACAGGUGUGCAGGUGUAUCCUGUGGAAGAAACACUGCUUAAAGAGUACAUUAAGCGCCAAAUUGAGUAUUAUUUCAGCAUAGAGAAUUUGGAGCGGGACUUCUUUCUUCGAAGAAAGAUGGAUGAACAGGGAUUUCUGCCCAUUUCCCUGAUUGCUGGUUUUCACCGUGUGCAGGCUCUCACCACAAACCUUAAUCUCAUCUUGGAGGCACUUAAGGAUAGCACAGAAGUAGAAAUUGUGGAUGAAAAAAUGAGGAAAAAAAUAGAACCAGAAAAAUGGCCAAUUCCAGGCCCUCCUCCACGAAAUGUGCCUCAGACAGACUUCUCUCAGUUGAUUGAUUGUCCGGAGUUCAUACCAGGCCAAGCCUUUGGCUCCCAUACAGAGUCUACCCUAAAAUCUCCAAGAACUGGAAGUCCACUGAAGCCAAAGAAAAAUACUGAAAGAAAUACCCUCUGAAUGGUAUCUAGAGGUUUGUCUACCAGUUUGCCCGACCUGGACUCAGAACCAUGGGUAGAAGUGAAAGAGAGGUAUCGUUCAUCCCCAGUGACAUUGAAGGGUUCAAUAUGUGUUCCUGAAGAGACAUCAAAUCAGCUAACCUUUCAAGAAGAAUCAGAAUAAGAAGAGCUUGAUUUUUUGUUUAAUGAAGAGAUAGAACAAACAGAAAGAAGGAAAAACAUGUUUACUGAUUGGUCUGAUAAUGAUUCAGAGUAUGAAAUCAAUGACCAGGAUUUAAGGAAGAUUUUGAUUGUAACUCUGACACCACCUUAUAUGAGAAAGCAUCUUGAAAGAGGCCGAACAGGCACCCAUGUAUCAUGAGCGAAAACUACAUCAGAGCUUGCCAAAGUGAUUAAUGAUGGCUUGUAUUACCAUGAAUAGGAUCUGCGGAUGGAAGGUGAAAAUACGCACACAGCCACAAAGCAAGGAGUUGAGAACUUUAAGAAGCUAAAUCUCAUUAGUAAAUAGCAGUUUGAGAACCUAACACCUGAAUUUCCUUUUGAGCCAAACUGAGAAGUUCCUGUAGCACCUUUGCAGUCCAGGCAAGGAGGUGCUCAAGAAGUGUUGUCUCAUGUGCCCAACAUCUACUUGACUGAUGAAUGAGCUUAGAAGCUGUUUGUUCUUUCAGAAAUGACUUCAGCAGUGGCUGGCACAAUGCCCUCUGCAAUUACUGCUUUUCCCAGGAUUCAUCCUGCAGGGACUCACAGAGCACCUCAAAUGCCCCAACUACAAGAUCCAAAGAAAACACCAAGAUUUUAUCCUGUCAUCAAAGAACCAAGCGCCAUCAACAUAAAGAGUCCACAAAAGAGGAAGACAAGUCAAGGCACAACCCCCCUUCUAGAGUCUCCCUUUGGGUGGGUGAUGGAUUCCAGGGACCACAGGCCAAGACCACCCUCUGUCAGCAGUUCCAAUGCUUCACCUUCAGAAGGUGCGCCACUCACGGGAGGCUGCAGCUGUGCUCCUCACUCAUUCCCAAAGGUCCAGCACCCUUCUCAUGAACUGCUGCAGGAAAACGGCUUCACCCAACAAGUGUACCACAAAUAUCGUCGAAGGUGCUUAAGUGAGAGAAAACGCUUGGGAAUUGGACAGUCACAGGAAAUGAACACCCUCUUUCGUUUCUGGUCUUUCUUCCUCAGAGACCACUUCAAUAGAAAAAUGUAUGAAGAAUUUAGACAACUUGCUUGGGAAGAUGCAAAAGAGAAUUACAGGUAUGGGUUAGAAUGUCUGUUCAGGUUUUAUAGUUAUGGACUGGAAAAAAAAUUCAGACAAGAAAUUUUUAAGGAUUUUCAAGAAGAAACCAAAAAAGACUACGAAUCUGGCCAGCUAUAUGGACUGGAAAAAUUUUGGGCCUAUCUGAAAUAUUCUCAAUCUAAGACCCAGUCUGUCGACCCAAAACUUCAGGAAUACCUCUGUAGCUUUAAGAAGUUAGAAGACUUCCGUGUUGAUCCCCCUAUUAGUGAGGAAUUUGGAAGAAAAAGACAUUCAUCUACUUCUGGGGAGGAGUGUCAUCGCCGUAGACUUCCAUGUCACUCCUCCACAACACCAUCAAGUGCUGCUAAGCCUGCAUCUGCCAGCGAACUGCAGGUCCCAACUAAUAUGCCCAGGAGAAAUCUACAGGAGCCCAGUGACAACUCACACCGUAAUAGUGCUGUCUUGGCCUCUAGGGGUGAAGUACCAGGGAAGUAGAUGUUUACACAAAAGUUGUGUGUUCUUGAAAUCAACGUUGGUGUCUAUGUAUAUAGGAAGAUC